Messenger RNA from Podarcis muralis (Common wall lizard), 4255 nucleotides. The record is from RefSeq and is a predicted model, not a curated record. NCBI's taxonomy places the organism in Eukaryota, Metazoa, Chordata, Lepidosauria, Squamata, Lacertidae.
CCGGGAGGAGGGCGGCCAUCUUGGUUACAAACACAAACAAGCGGCGAGAGGAGGAAGGAGAGCGAGAGAAGCGGAGCCGUAGACGCCGCUGCGGCCUCCUCCUCUUUCCCCUCUCCCGUCCCCCCCUCUCCUCCUCCUCCACCCCGCGCGCGCGGAGCAGUUGCGGAGAGUUUCUCCGAUGUGAAUUGAGCCGCGGAGGUCGUGUCGCGGGGGCCCCAAGGCCGAGCAGCCUUCUGGGGAAAUCGCCCGUGGCUUCUGGCUCCGGGAGCAGCGCCGCUGGGAGGACCGCUCGCGUCAGACAAGGAGGCCGACUCUCCCUCACCUCCGGCCGCGCUCUUGGCUUUGCCGGUGACCCCCAUCCCCGUGGCCGCUGGCAAGGAGGCGGCGUGCUGUGGGGUUGCUGCUGAGAUAUACAGGUUCCCUGCUGUUGUGAUUGGACUUCCCAACCUGAGGGGGUGAUCCAGGGCGGAUCCUUGUUAAGCUAUAACGCAGGUUUUUGGGGAAGAGAAGAAAGAAGACGAGCGCCAGAGGAAAGCCAGCCCAGGAGCGGUAGAGAUGGCAGCCGAGACACUGAACUUUGGGCCAGAGUGGCUCCGCGCUCUCUCCAGUGGCGGGAGCGUCGCUUCCCCUCCACCCUCCCCUGCCAUGCCAAAGUACAAGCUAGCCGAAUACCGAUACGGGCGGGAAGAGAUGUUAGCACUUUACGUGAAAGACAACAAGGUCCCGGAGGAGAUCCAGGAUAAAGAGUUCUCUGCCAUUCUCCAGGACGAUCCUCUGCAGCCUCUGGCGUUGGUUCCCUUAACGGAAGAGGAGCAGAGGAACUUCUCCAUGUCUGUGAACAGUGUUGCGGUGCUAAGGCUGAUGGGAAAGGGGGCUGGGGCUGCCCCGGCCGGAGUCUCCCGGGGGAGAGGCAGCACCCGGAGCCGAGGCCGUGGCCGUGGCGAGAGUGGCUUUUACCAAAGAAGCAUUGAGGAGGCAGAAGGGGCGUUUGGCCGCGGUGGGGUCCGCGAGAUACAUCGCAGCCAGAGUUGGGAUGACCGAGGAGAACGACGGUUUGAGAAGCCCAUCCGACGGGAAGGAGCUUAUCUGCCGCCGUCUCCCUCCUUAUUUGAAGCCCGGGCUCCGUUUGAGGAGGUGGUUCCCCCGGGGCGCAAGGAGUUUGCCCGCUCGGACAGCGACAACUGGCGCACCCUCCGAGAGGAGCACGAGGAAGAGGAAGAGGCCAGCAGCGGUGCUGUGGCCGUGGCUGGGGGCAGCUGGCGGCAGAGUGGAGGCCCCCGGCGGGAGAGCGAGCGCUGGCGGUCCGCUAGCCCAGACGGAGGAGGCCCUCGGUCUGCGGGCUGGCGGGAGCACGGCGGAGAAGGGCGCCGGCGGAAGUUUGAUUUUGACUUCCGAGAGCGGGAGGACGAGCCGCGGAGCGGGCGCCGGCACCGGCACAACAGCGACAGCUUCGAGGACGACAAAGACGGCCUCCCCGAGUGGUGCCUGGAGGACGAGGAAGAGGAGAUGGGGACCUUCGACUCCUCCGGGGCCUUCAUGUCCCUCAAGAAGAGCCCCAAAGAGCCGAUCCUUGAGGAGCUGGAGUUAAGCUUCCAGCCCCUGCAAGAAGAGGAAGAGGAGGAGGAGCUGCCGGAGGCCAAGGACGGCGACAGGAGAGAGGGCGGGGAGGUCCCUGCCAGCCCCACAGACAAGGAGGGGCCGGAGAGAGAACGGAAGGAGCCCCGGCAAGUGCCGGAGGAGAAACUGCCUGCUCCUCCCGGUGCCCCGUGGCGAACGGGCCCCUCUUUCCCCACUGCUACUGCCCCCGGGGGUGAAUGCGAGAGCGUCACGCCGGGGGUCUCGUCGAAGGUGGAGGUCUCGGGGCUGGCGCCUGGUGGCAACAAGGAGAAGGAAGCUCUCGAUGGGGAUCCGUGCCUCCUCAGCCACCCGGCUCAGCUCAACCCGGCUGCUGUGGCUGCCCUUCCCACGCCGGCGCCCUCGUCCGCAACUGCUGCUGCUGCUACUACUGAAUUCACAGUUGGGGACAACGAGGAUGAGGACGGGAUGAAGCACCUGCAGCAGGAAGCGGAGAAGAUGGUGGCUUCCUUGCAGGACAGCUCUCUGGAGGAGGAGCACUUCACCCAGACCAUCGUGGACCAUCGCAACACGGCCGCCGCCUUGCCGCUCUCCCACGAGGCAGCCAUGAAGUGGUUCUACAAGGAUCCCCAGGGGGAGAUCCAGGGCCCCUUCACGACUCAAGAGAUGGCUGAGUGGUUCCAGGCCGGCUACUUCACCAUGUCCCUGCUGGUGAAGCGAGGCUGCGACGAGGGCUUCCAGCCGCUGGGCGAAGUCAUUAAGAUGUGGGGAAGAGUGCCUUUCGCUCCGGGUCCAUCGCCACCCCCCUUGCUGUCUGCCCAGGGAAACAUGGACCAGGAGCGCCUGAAGAAGCAGCAGGAGCUGGCCACCGCUGCCCUCUACCAGCAGCUCCAGCACCAACAGCUGCUUCAGCUUGUCAACAGCAGGCAGUACGCCCAGUGCUCCCUCCAGCAGAAGGUGGCGGCGGGGGACCUGACGCAGCAACAGCUCACCACCUUCCUGCAGCAGCUGCAAGCUCUCAAGCCAAGAGCCGGGGAGCAGGGAAUGAUUCCUUCUAUGAACCGAUCAAUAUCUGUGCCAGAUACCGGGUCCCUGUGGGACACACAUACCUCAGCCUCACCGCAAGCAGGCGGUGAGACCAGCUUAUGGGAUAUUCCAAUUAAUUCUUCAACUCAGGGUCCAAUCUUAGAACAACUUCAACUGCAACAUAAACUACAAGAGCGGAGAGGCGCCGAACUCAGGGCUAAGAGGGACGAGGACGAGCGGAAGCGGCGCCAGGAAGAACAGAAGCGCCGCGAGGAGGAGGAGGUGUUCCGACGCAAGCAGGCAAGGGCAGCCAGCGCCAGCACGGCCUCUCAUGCGCAGCUACCCUCUUCCUCGUCAUGGGGCCAGCAGUCCGUGAACAGCUCUUCCUCCACCCAGAACAGCUUCAGCAUCUCGGAUAUCCAGAAACUGGGGGACGUGCGGGCCUUGCGGGAAGAGUGCCGCCACCAGGAGCUCCUGAAGCUGAUCCAGCAGCAGCAGAACUCUCACCCGCUGUGGACCAAGCAGAACGUCUCCAUGAAGGCCCUGCUGGAGCUGCAGCAAGAGUCCGAGAGGCACAUGCAGAAACAGCAACAGAGGGCGCAGCAGAGAGCCCACGGCGGCCACAGUCUGACCAGCCUCCCGUCGCAGUGGGGGGCUGACUCGAGCCCACUGUGGGGAGCCCACGAGAAAAACAGCUCCAUCAGCCUCUGGGAGGAGAGCAUGAAGAACGCCGGCCCCCUCGCCAGGAGCCUUGGCUUGAAGAACAGCCGCAGCAGCCCGUCCCUGGGGGACACGUACAACGCCUCCUGUCGUCAGAGCCGGAAGAAGACAGACGAGGAGGAGAAGCUGCUGAAGCUGCUUCAGGGAAUCCACAAGCCGCAGGACGGUUUCACGCAGUGGUGUGAGCAAAUGCUCCAUGCCCUCAAUACCUCCAGCAACCUUGAUGUCCCCACUGUGGUGGCCUUCCUGAAGGAGGUGGAGUCCCCCUACGACGUCCACGACUGCAUCCGCUCCUACCUGGGAGACACGGUGGAAGCCAAAGAGUUCGCGAAGCAGUUCCUGGAGCGCCGUGCCAAGCAGAGAGCCAGCCAGCAGCGCCAGCAGCAGCAGGAAGCCUGGCUGUCCUCCAGCAGCCUGCAGUCCCUCUUCCAGUCCAACCACAGCCCCAAGGCCUCCUCCUUCGAGAACAGCCAAGCCGCCAAGAUCAAGAGGCGCCCGAUGAUGCUUCACGCGGACCCCAGCAUCCUGGGUUACGCUCUUCACGGCUCCUCGAGCGAGCUGGAAACGGUGGAGGACUACUGACUCACAGCAAUAGGAAUAUCUCUUCGUUUUCAUCUCUCUGUGUCUAUAUCUCUUCUCUCUCUCUCUCUCUCUCUGUAUCUCUGCCGCUGCUGCCUUGAUCUAACCAAUUUCAGUUUCGGCUGAAUGUGCACUGCAAGAGAGGCGGCCAGGUGCCCCCGUCCCAAUCAUCACCCCCCCUUCCCCUCCUGGACCGGAGGUCGGAAGUCGUGGGGAGGGAGCGGUCAGUGGCGGCAACGGUCAGCUGGACACCGGCCAGGAGGAGGAUGUUAAGCACUUCUUUCCUUACGAGAAAAAAAACAAAAAACAAAAAUAAGCACCUUAACGAACAAAAAACUUUUUUUUUUAAUGCCGA